Nothobranchius furzeri (turquoise killifish) is the source of this 12810-nucleotide messenger RNA. It is a transcript of the gene znf469, whose product is annotated as zinc finger protein 469. Lineage: Eukaryota; Metazoa; Chordata; Actinopteri; Cyprinodontiformes; Nothobranchiidae. The record is from RefSeq and is a predicted model, not a curated record.
AAGGCAGAUUGUGAGCGGAUGGGCUAGAUCUGCGCUGCUCCACAGACCUCUCAGAGUCUGAAAGCUGCCCCGCUCUGUGCGUCCCGGCUCCCGUCUGCCACAGCGGAGUGACACAAAGAGAGCGAGGCUGAAGGAAAACGCUACAGUCAUGACUCUUCCGCCUUUGUCAACUUCACAGAUUCUCUCUUGAGAUCUGCAUUGCUUCAGUGCCAGAUCCUUAAUCCACAAUGAGGGGGAGGAGAUGAGCUUGCAUCGAGCAGCCCUGUUUCUGCAGUUCCUGCCACUGGACGCCUACUAAAUCCCAUUGUCCAGAAGAUGAGGUCCCUGACUCCCAGAUAGCAAUUCUGAGAACCAGGCCUUCACAGCACAGACUGUGCACCAUGGCAGGAGAGACCCAGCGGAUGCAUACAGUCAAAGAGCUGGAUGCAGAGUCCAAACUGCAGGAUGAGGGUACGGCACUGGAACAGCAGAGUGAAACAACCACAAAGGGGUCUUUGGAGCACUUUUCAAACACAGGCACUGAGGCCAGACUCAACAGCAGAGAGGCCAAAGCUGAAAACGUAGAGAAAGAACGGGACUGUCCUCAGCAGCGUGAAGCUGUCAUUCGGCCACAGCAGACGGGAAAGAUAGAUUUCAGAUCACUGCAGAACAGAACUAAAUUUGCCACUGACAGGACUUGGUCAAGUGGGAAAGGUAGUCCCCAGUCACCGAGUGGGAAGGGCCGCAGCCGAGAGAAGGGGAAGCGGUCAGGAAAGACAGAGCGUGGAAACCCACAGCAGCUGUACAGACUAAGCAUUACAAAUCCACGCACUGUUGGCAUUGCCUACCCCCAACAGAAAGUUCUGCCACCCAAGCAGUUGGAAACCAGUCGUGGCCCAGCGUCGGGCAGCUACAGGUUCCACGUUCCCAGUGCGCCAGAGAGAGAGGUUGAACUUCAGCAAGAAGAACUCAGCUAUAGUCGCUUCUUCCAGGAGAAUUCCCCUAACAUUACCUCUCCAAGCUAUACCUCACAUCCACUGGGUUCCUCGAGUGGAGCAGCAUCCCACCCACACCCACCUCUGUCACAGCAGCAACCAUCAAUGGAGAACAGCAGUGCACAGCCCGGUGGCCAGCUCAUCCUGACAGACUGUCAGCUGGGCGGCUCAAACGCGUGGCAAUCUCCUGAGAGGACUUUUAACGGUGCUAAUUAUGGGAUUUCAUCACAAAAAUCCACAUCCCUCACAGAAACCAGUAAGGCAAAUGCCUUUAUGCCCGGUCCAUUUCAGUAUGGAUAUCACUUACUGGAACAACCCGCAUCUGACUCCUUUCCCUGUGAACAGAACCCCCAAGCCCAGGACCUUACAAACUCUUCACUGGGCUCUGUUCACACCACCCACAACUCUUUUCCCUUUGCACCAGGAGAGGGGCAGAGCAUCGCUCAGAACAGCCCUCAGUUCACUAAUGAACUUCAGCUAGAGGAUAGAAGCUCUUAUCCCCAUCCCCCGCAGUCCCAGUUUAUUCCAGCGGUGGCUUCAUCCAUCCAGUGUCCCAGGAAUCUGAGAGAAGACUCACCCAGCAGUGACAGCUCCGGCUCACAGCAGUCAGAGCCGGGGAAGCCCGCUCUAGCUGAGAGCACAGAGAACACCGCACAGGCAGACAGUCAAGAUGCAGCCAUCACCUCUGGGAGUAAAAGAAACUGUCACCCUAAAGACACAGCUGUCAGCCAAAGAACGCUUAUGCAAGGUGGAGCACACACAAGGACUAUCUCACAAGCUCCUGGCUCUCCAAUGCACUUUCCCAACAGAACGUUUAACAGUCCUACAGUCGGUACCAUUUGCACAGGCUCAAUGCCUUUUGAUAAAAGUAUCACUAAUAACGCUCUGAACAGGUUACCGCACUCAUGGGAGGGGCCUAAUAAGACAUAUCCACCAGCUGAUCAAAACACAGUUCAGUACGCUGAUAUGAACGAGAAGUUUCAGUUUCAUAGCCAGGUGGCCGUCGACCACAGGCCAAACUCGUCCAAGAGCAGCAAAAUGCCCUGGCAGCAGAUUCGGCCAAGCGCUGCCAUGCCAGCGAACAGGAUGGAGUCAUCAAGGCAGAUGAGUAAUCAGAAACUGGCCUACAUCGUGUCCUCGUCUGACUGGCAGGAUGAGAGCAAAUCGCAUAAAACAAACUCCGUAAAAAGCCCCAGUCUGUUCCAGAGCAGCAGAGGUGCUGACGGACUCUCAACCCAAAGACAGGAGACCGUGAAGCACGCGGCUAACUCCGUCUCAGCAUUUAAAUUUGAGAUGAGCCACGCACAGCUGUGUGAGUCCAAGAAUAAGUCUGCAUACUUUGGACUGAAUCAGUCUCUCACAGCGGCGCCGUCGAGACACUACAGUUACCCGCCGUUGCAGGUCUCACCUAUGGGGCUUAUGAGGGUGUCCCCCUAUGAGUCCCCUCUACCCUCCCCCGUUCAUAACCACGCACCUAGCAGCACCUGCUCCUCCCUCUCUCCAGCAUCCACCAGCCCAGUAAACCUCAGCUCAGAUGAAAGCCAGCUGUCAAUAUCUGCCCCGCCUCACCCGUUUUACCAAGGUAAAGCUCAGAUACCUUCAGACCACCUAAGCACCUCUCACCAGUUUCAUUCCGAUCCCCCUCGAACUGUUCCCUACAUGCCAGACAGACCCAAAGAAGACAUGAUGGGUUGUCUGCAAAACCACACCCACCCAAAGACAUCUAUGGAUGGCAGUAAGGGCUACGUGGACAGUUUUGGUGUGGAGCAUCACCAGCCUCCUCCUCCCUACACUGAACACCCGCUCUUGGCCAGCUCGUUAGCCACGGCGUACCUGGAUCAGCUUGAUCUGAUCCUGACAUGCAAACAGUGCAAACAGAACUUCAACAACAUGCCUUCAUUUUUAGGCCACAAGAGGUAUUGUGCGCAGCACGCAUUCUCACAGGAUGACCUCAAAGACGUACCAAAGAUGGAGGACAAUAGAAAGUUUCACACAGAACCAGUUAAAGCAGCUCCAGCCGACGUUUCUCUGUCGAUAUGUCCAUCUGACCUUCACCUGUCCUUGUUGGGCCUCAACAAAAACGGAGAGCUGAUUUCUGAAAACGAAACAAAAGGAGACAGUAAAGAUGACCCACUGAAGCUGAAUUUGUUCUCCAGUCCUGGAAACCUUCCCAUUCCUCUCCCAGAGCUGGAAACGGAGGAUGCUAAACUAGACAGCUUGAUAACAGAAGCUCUGAAUGGACUAUCGGGCUAUCAGUCAGACAACGCUGAGAUAGACAGCAGCUUCAUUGAUGCCUUUGUUGAUGAUGACCUCACCACUGUCAAAACAUCAUCAAGCAAGCAAUGUCUGAAAACAAAAGAGUCUGUUGCCUUUGAGAGCAAAAACAAACAAGCCGCCGACAACAGAUCUUUCACGCAGGGAAAGUAUGGUUACGACUCCGAUGCUGAGAGCCAGGAGAAAACGUCCGCAAGUUUGGGAGAAGACGAGAAAAAAGAAGCCUCUCAUAAAAAUUCAAGAAUCGCCUCGAGGGAGAAGACGUGGGAACAGGAGAGCAAAGUGAAGGAGGCGAGAGAGCUGUGUAAGAAUGAGGACAAAAACACAAACACACAAAGGUUCCUGUUAUCCAGCAAGUUUUCUGAGCGCUGUGGUUUAAAAAGCUUUCAGGACAACGCUGCGCUUCUCGGGUCAGUGCCCUCACAGGCCUCCACAUCUCCAAACUCCAAACCCGCUGCUAGAGAAAGCAAGAGGAAAAGCACCGGAGGGGGCACCUGGAGCAAAGAGCUGAUUCACAAAAUAGUUCAGCAAAAAAACAAACUGCACAAGCUGCAUGUUAAAGGAACUAAAAAUCUCCAGUUCUCCUUAGUGAUGGAGAGGCUCACCCCCGCGGUGCAGAAUCCUGCUUUUGGAGAGUACGACUACGUCUCAGACUCGGAUGAUGAAUGCGAGCCGGUGAAGAUAGCGAGCCAGGGCCGGCUGAAUCAAAGCAGCCGCUGCAAAUACACGUACACCAAACAGUGUAAAUGGCGCGCCAGGAGCGAGCGAGACCAGGCGGUGUGGAGACAAGAGUCCAAGGAGUGCUUUGAGAUGAAAAAAAGCGAGGAGUUGUCGCUCACACCUGAGAAACCUGGUUCUCACCAGAGACUCGGCAGGAGAGGCAGCAGGUCGUCCACAAGCAGCGACCUCAGCACAUCCGUGAGUGUUUCCAGCGAUGGCAUCAACAGCCCCAAAAGCACUGAUCGCACCGACUCAGACAGCGAGAAGAGGACGGACAAAAGGAAAGAGUCUCCAGAGCAGAAAGGCCACGACAGGUCUACCCUGCAGAAGUUAUUUAAGGAGUCCAGCACGCUAGCACUGACAUUCACCAAGUCUGUCAAGAAAUACAACGCCGACAAGGCCGUUGCUUCUGAUAACAGAGAAAGUUCUGAAGACCUGAAGAAAAAUCAGUCCAAUUCAGAAGCUGCUGAUCAGCUGAAGUCCUCCCAAAAAGCAAGAGACGCGUUGAAGAACUCUAAAACAAAAUCAAAAGAAAAACUCAUGUCUCCAAAAAAAGAACCUGGCAGAAACAUCCAACAAAGAGCCGACAAACGGAUGCCAGAGGAACCAACAGAGUUCAGCAGCAGCACAGAUAACAGGACAUUAGAGGCUGAUUCACAGGAUCCAACUAUCACCAACGAUUCUGACUUCAACGGUGACACAAAGGGCAAAAGAGAAGACGAGUCACACGCCACCCAGCCCAAGCUAUCGGGCGCCGCCACAUUGGAGAAACAGAGUAAUGGUGUCUGCAUGGUGAAGGAGGCCAUUACUUCAGUCAGUGACCUAGACACACCCAGACCGCCAUCUAUUUGCACAUCUUUGAUGGAUGAGGUGUGUCUGUCCCCGACUGAGACCCACAAAGAUGCACUCCACCUCAUGCCCUACCCACUGGACCAGGAGCAAGGCCUCAUGAAGUCACCGCUUUCUUUUGACACCUCAUCAAUAUUUGGGGACCUUACGGGAUUUGACAGCAGCCUUUACUCCGAGCACCCCGUUCACAAAGAGGGUUUCCCCUCUUUAGAGACUGCGGCUGAGAAAAAGGAAGAGUUUGUGUCGUCUUUUUCUUCUUUUAUGGAGCAAAGAGACUGGAACCUCAUGGUUCACCCCGCGCUACAAGAUGUGAUAGCUCCGUAUAAAAGCAGCUCUGAAAAACCAAAUGAAAAGAAGUCUGACUACAACCACAUUCCUCUUUCUCUGCCAGAAAAAAUUAUUGACUACAGUGCGACUCUCAGCAGCUGCGUAUCAGAGGACGAGCUGGAGAUCAAGAGAAUCGUGAACGAGCUUGAAAACCAGCUGCAGACGACUAAGUUGAAAAGUCCGCCUCUGCUGGAUCAGGAUGCCCCCAAGCAGCUUCAAAUGAGCAAGUUUUCACCUUUACAUCUAGGCGAGGAGAGCGUAAAAUGCCCAGAGCAAAGAAUGGAUCCACCUGUUUCCAGGAUGCCUCCGGAGCCUUUCACUGAAGCGGACCUCACGUGGCCCGGAGAGUUCCAGUUUGAGCUAAUGGAAGAGAAUCACAGCCCCGAAAUCCCGGAUCACAAUGAACCGGCAGCACAAAAACACAAACCGCUCCAUCACGACCCAAAACUACCAGGGAGAAAUACGGAAAAGGAGACACCUGCUGAAACAAAGGAGGAGAUUUUAGAGCAGGAGCAAUACGCAGAAACCCUCAUGAAGAGCCUAGAGGUGAUUUCAGACUCUGUAUUCAAAAAAGAACCUGUUAUAUCAGCACAGCAGAGUCCAAAUGUCAACUCUCUCUCAAGUCAACAACACGAGAGGAGUGAAUGUCAGGCCGCUGAUGCAGUUGGGAGAGAAGAUCGUUGUGAAAAGGAAGCAAUUACCGCGGAGGAGAAUAUUUCAUCGCUUCCAAAUAUCAAUGAGCGGGAGGAUGAAAUUGAAUUCAUUCUCGAUGAGUCACAGUCAUCUCUCUCCAACGAGAGUGACCCUUCAGUCGGUCACAUCCAGCCAAUUUCACCGCCGCCAAGUGAACCCGCAGAAAACGGGGAUUACAAGGCUGAGCCCAAAGUCGCAUCAGAAGAGCAUAUCGCCACAAACCGCCAGUUCACGGAGUCUGCUCGCUGCUCGAGUGCUCUGACCCAUCAUUCGUGCCUCUUUGGAAAGUCUGCGGAAGAUCAUUUAAAUCAAAUUAUUCUAAACAGCAGCGACGUGAGAGAAUAUGCACCUACAGAUGAGGAGGCAGAGGCGGUAAUGUCGAUCACUCUCCAGCCUGAAGGUCGUCCCUCAUCACCGGCUCUGCCUGGCUCCACUCAAGAGGAUGACACAAAAAUGGCUGAUGUGAUUAAAGCUGUGCUGGAGCAACGGUCGUCUGGUGACAAACCUGAAGACAUGAGCUCAUCACAAGCCAGUGAACUGAAAGCUGAUAACACAGCUGGAGAAAUAACAUCAAAACAAGAUAAUCUGAGCUUAAUUUCUCCCUUUAAAACCUCCAGCCCUUUAAAUACAAUCAGCAAAACAAACAUAUCGUUAGAAAUGGCCACCGUAGACGAGCCCUGCGGCCCCAUUAUGGUGAAAACGAGUGCAAAAAGCUGCUGUUCACCCCUCCACGCCACCCAGUCUGCAGAGGGACAAAGCAAUCUGUUGAUCCUGUCACGCUCUGAUGACAUCAUUAACAGCGAUUCCUGCAAAAUGGCUCAGUUUAAUGAGUCGUUGAAAGCUGGCGUGGGUCUGGACUUCGAGUCUGCGCAGAAACAAGAGGAGAUUCUGAAUGUUCAGGACAUCAAAGAGCAUCUUCCUGUUGAUUUCAUGGCAAGUCAGCAAAACUCCCCGUGCAGAGAGGCAGCCGAAGAAAGUCACUGCAUUUUUUUAGAAGCCGCCCCAUCUGCCACUCCUCUUUUAUUAAUCUCCCCUUCACGACCCGUGCAGGAAUUCGACUCGGAAGAGGAUUUGAGUGGGUCUAAAAAUAAAUGCUCUAAUGAAUAUAUUGAUCAAGGCUCUGAAAAUGAAUUAAAAGAUGUCGACCCAAAUCUGAAAGAGGCUGUAAACAGCGACUGCUGUCUGGUUGACACACCUCAGUUGGACUUGAGGAUCACAGAGUGUAAAAUCUCUGAACCAGUCGGCUCCUCUCCACUUCCUGUGAGCAGCGCGGCAGAACCACCGGAGGUGACAGGCGGACUUGAAAAGAGCGAUCUGAUGUAUGAUUUAAAGCUCAGCCCUCUGAACUACGACGUCCUCUCAGGUGAAGCUCAGCCGCUGAAUCAGUACGACUACAUUCCCAUCUCACCUGCCAGUAAACCUGAGGAAAACCUCAGCGCCCAGCAGCGACCUGGAGAUGACUGUGAAUCAUGUGACUUGAACGUCAACUCUGCACUGAUUUUUGAUCAAACCAGAACAGAAACAGGAAUGUUGCUGAAUGCGGAUCCCAGAGCUAAACUGGAUCCAUCAGAUGAACCUCUGAAGUUCACAUGCUUUUCCUUGGGUCUCACAGACGAGAUGAAACAAAUGGAUUCCUCAGACGGUGGCGUGAAGACGAGCUUAGAGGCUGAGGAUUUGCAGAUCCACUCCGACCUCCUCCUGAGAAACACUGAAGCUGAUCAUCACAAGGCUUCUUCUGAAGACGACGUCCUUCUCAAAAACGAACUUUCAGAUGCAGAUCUGCCCACUUCUAAACCACUUGUGUAUGAAGGCGAGCCCCUUCCAGUGGACCAAUCAGAGAAGCAACAAACACUUCACCAGCCACACAAAGAAACGCUGCCGAGGAAGACGCCGAGCGGUGAUCCACAGGGUAAAGAGCUCUGUGAGAUUUGUUUCAUGUGUUUCAGAACUGUGCCCGGCUUAAAGAGACACAAGGCCAUGAAGCAUUCGGUCAGAGCUGAGAAAUGCGUUGGCCCACAGAGCGCAACACCAAACCAUCAGGGGGCCGCGCUGAUUUAUGAAGCUUCACAAACUACAGAGAAAAGGCCUAAAGACGAUUCACACAUUUGCUCCCCAACAAAAAUAGUUGCGCUGCCUGAGAUAAGCGGCUCCCUCGUAUCUAAAGCAGCAGAGGGUGAGCCGGUUCCGGAGGAGGUGGCGACUGAGGCGAUGGCGGUGGCAGCAGACGAGACGAGCCACCAAAACUCUGCGCUGCCAGCAAAGACAAAAAGGAACAACAAAGCUAGAAAGAACAAGAACAGUGAGCUGAAUCCUGACCCCUUCUCUGAUGAGCUGCUGAAUAUAUUAAAAACAGACAUUCUCCAAGCUAUAACUCCUGAAUUCAAAAGCGGCACGCUGCAGGAGCGAGGCGAGUCCCCUGAGGUAAAAAUCAAUGACAGAAGAACUGCUGGAACAGAAGAAAUCCCUCACUGUGUUCCUUCAGACGCAGCGCUUAACAACACGACCCGGACUCCAACAAAAGUGGCUAAUUCGCUCAGCGAAGCUGUGGGGCACAUUCGGUUCGCUGACACGGAGGCGACGGAGUGUACAAGCACGCCGGAGAUGUCGUAUUUAGACGUGUGUGUGGAUGUUAAUGCAGAAACAUCAGAGAAGGAAAUAACUGGAGAAAGUGACGAGCCCAGGAAGAGUCUGUGCUUUGUGGAAGAGAUGUGUGAAGCAGCAGGAGCGAGGCACAACCUCGCCCUGGAGAUUCUCGGAAACGUGUCAACAGAGGUUAGGUGUGGGGGGAAACAGAGCCCCUCCAUUGAUAUAAACCCCCCCUCCCCUCCCAGUCCUCCCAGCAUCAGUCCGGACCUCAGAGCCCUGCUCGACGACGACACCACCUUCUCUCAGCUCUUCCCCAGAGACGAGGAGGCGAAGAGGAAAAAGUGCCCGAGGGUUUACAGCAAGAGAAACAAAAGGCCAAAGUUAUCGCAGCAGUCAGACUUGACUGGAGACUUUCUUCCUCCUGAAGCCUUCCUGCAGCACAACGAUGGGUACGUGGAAGCUGAGCAGACCUCCAACACCCAAACCAGCCACUGUGAAUACAAGACCAUUUCCAUUGAUGAUGCCAUCAUGUUAAACAUGUGCCACAACGGUUCUUUGAAGGCUGAUAGUAAACCGAGUGAUGAGCAGGAUGAUCGCAGCACCGUCAAAGAGCUCAGCGGCGACCUGGUGGACCUUCUGGAGGGCACUGUUGAUGAAUCUACAGCUGAAUGGAGCGGCUCCAGUGACUUUGUUGGCUUUAACGACGGCUCAUCGUUGACCUCUGAGCCCAGCGUUUGUAAACCAGAAGAAGCGCUGAGCCCGUCCUGUCCUGUGCCAGCUGAUCCCCGCACGGCUAAACUGUGUUCCCCAGAAGGUCCACAAACCUUCCACAGCAUCGACAUACAAAAUAUUAACACAACAUUCCAGCUUCCCGAUAUCCAGUUCUUUGACUCCGAUAAAGAAAUCUCCGUAGCUCCGCCUCUCGAAGCUCGAGACGCUGACGGGAAAGAUGAGGAAAAGUCCAAAAAGGCGUCGGAGCGGCGAGGCAAGAAACGGCAAGAGGGAGGAAUGAAGGUCAAAGACAAGCAGUACAAAUGUAAAGUGUGUUUCACUUGGUUCCUCACACUGGGUGAGCUGAACUUUCACAAACUCUCCCACAACCCUUCUCCGCCUCCGACCUGUUACAUGUGCGUCCAGCGCAAGUUCAGCUCCAGGGAGCAGCUGAGGGAUCACCUGAGGGAGAAACACGCCAAGAACAAGACGGGUAUCUGGACCUGUGGCAUGUGCCUGAAGGAGAUAUCAGAUGUGUGGAUGUACAACGAGCACCUACGGGAGCACGCCACACAGUUUGCCAGGAGAGGUCAGACUCAAGGCUCCAUGUUGGGUCUCCCAGGGUGUUUCAUGCAAGAGACAGCAGUGAAGAACUUUAUUUCCUCAAUCAUGCAGCAGCGUCCCAGUAAAACCAGCAGGGAGUCCAACAAAGCUACCAAAGACCAGGAAAGGCUGGUUUCUGCAGAUGGCACUGAGACUAAGCUGCAUAAGACCAAAAGCAGCAGUGGAGGAAGUGGGAAGCAGAGUGUGCUGACCCCGCUUGAAUUCCUGAAAAAGGCAGAAACCCCCAAAAGUCUAGAGAUGCACCCAAACUGCAAAGACCCCUCCAGAGACUGCCACCACUGUGGUAAACAGUUCCCCAAACCUUUCAAACUCCAAAGGCAUUUAGUGGUGCACAACCUGGAGAGGAUUUUCCUGUGCCACAAGUGCCCCGUCUCUUACCAGGAGGCCCAGGAUCUCAAAGAGCACCUGAAGAGAGCUCACGAGGAGGCGGACGAGCCGGACUCCAAACACACCACGCUUUACACCUGCGAGCUCUGUGCCGACGUCAUGCACGUGAUUAAAAAGUCCUUCAUCUGCAGCACCUGCAACUACACCUUCUCCAAGAAAGAGCAGUUCGAUCGGCACAUGGAGAAGCACCUGUCAGGGGGGAGCAAAAUCUUCAAAUUCCGGGGAGUUCUCAGGCCUGUCAAAGCGUCAGCGUCCAGAGAAGAUGAAUGUGAUUCGCCUGCAAGUAAAAAGAGGAGAAUUCUCUCUGACAGUUUGCCAGAAAACAGCCCAGACAGCGGCAUCGCCAGUUUGAGCUCACUGCACUUAAAUCAAAACGGUGAAGCACAGUCGUCAAAGCGCUCGGUGUCCACCGUCGAUGACGCCACUCAGACGUUCACAAACGAAUACCACGACACAAACAACAUGAGUGUGAAGAUGGAGGACGUUUCUGCAGAAUGCUCUCAACUAGGAGAGUCUGCUGCUAGCAAGGAGGAUGAAGCUGACUUAUCUCCCUCGGCUGAUCGUGAUAAAGCAGGUGACAAAGAACCAGUUAGUGAACCGUGCAAUGUGAAAGAAGAGAAGGAGUCAGUCUGCAUAAGAACGGAGGAAACUUCAUGGUCUAAAGAAAGUUUCAGCAAGAGAGAGGAAGUAGUUAGAGCUAAGGAAGGUGACUUUACUGAAAGUGAAGGUAAAACAGAUUCGCCUACAGCUACAGAGAACUCUUUUGUCAGCUCGACAGGAAAUCAAAUCCUCCUGAAGACGCCUGAGUCUGCAAAGCCUGAAUUAGCUGCUGCUGAGACGAACAAGCAGGAGGAGGAUGAGCAGAGGCGUCACGCAUUGUCUUCUAAUGACAGUAAACAGCAGUUAUCAUCUCAUGGUGGUGAGCAGAAAAGCAGUCAAGUGAAAAACAACACUAGCCCGGCUACAACGCCGUACAAAACCAAAACCAGCUCCGUGAUGAACGGUGCAAAGCCUGCAGAAGCAACUCCGGUCAUCCCGACCAAGGCUUCCCCCCUGGCAUCCACCACAAACGAGGACUUGGUGAAGCCGCAGAAGAGGAGGAAGGAUGUGAAAUCUGCACAUGCUCUGCAGCGGGUUUCAUCUCCAGCUGCACAGGAAAACGUAGCUGUCGACGCUAAAGCCAAAAAGAAAUUUCGCCCGAAUAAGUGUGCAAACCCCUCCCUGCAAAGAAAGUCCGACGGAGGCCACGAGUACCCCGUGCUGUCCUCGGUACGGGACGACGUCGUCAGCAACAAACUCGUUUCCAAGUGCAAGAAUGUGAGCCUGAGCUUGCAGUCAAAAAGAGGUUUGCUGGAAAGCUGCUCACCAAAGAAAGUCGACAUUAUCACGCCUCAAAAUGGGGAUUAUAAACUCAAAAAGGGACCUCUUGGGAGAUCUGUGCAUUCUCCUGUAUCUAAAGUGUCUUCAGUUCCUGUGAACAACUCUUUGAAUAAACCAAGGCCAAAGAUGGGGGUCAGGUCGGUGGAGAGUAAGUCGUAUCGGACGGCGGAGUCCCAGAAUCACCUUCUGAGUCAGCUGUUUGGCCAAAAACUCCCCAGCUUCAAGAUUCCUUUGAGGAAGGACACGUCAGAGUCUAUUAACUGAGGGGGGGUAGGGGGGUGGGGGGUAUCUGUGAAUAGGAGUCUGUAAAUGUUCAGUUUUAAAUGUUUAAGACAAUUCAUUAUGGUGAAUGAGAUUGCACAGCUCUUUUCUGUGAAAUGCUAUCUUUAAAUACUUCCAUAGUCACUUUAUGUCUUCUUUGUACGUGUUUUUAUCACACAAGUGCGAGGACGAACGGCAGAUGCAUUUAGGAGAAAUCAGAGAUUACACUUAUAUCAUUUCCAUAAAGGAGAAAGCCAAAAGAAUACUUGAAAACACGUGUUGUUUUACAAAACCCAGUUUGCAUUUCUUACAUAAACAUUUGAGUCUUCUGAAGGACUAAAUCAUGCCAUUCCUAACAUGGACGGUUGUUUGUGCACCUUUUCAUACAUUCUAUCAACUUACUCAUUUUGUACUUUUGACUUUACUGUACUGCGGUGACAUUCACGAUCCCAGACCUGUUCUAUGUAUGAACAUCACCUGGUGCUACAUGUUGUUUUUCUGUAAUGUGAAUGCUAAUAUCCUCAGAAGGGAGCACGAGAUCUGUAGCAGGAACAGUUUAUACAUCCAACUGUAUUUUAUUGAACAAACUGUAUAAACCAUCCAAGUCAUUCACACGUACGCUGAUAGGACUCACAAUUAGGACAGCUCCUGGUGUAAAAACUCAGGUGCACACAAGUCCAAAAGCCUGUAUUCGGAGUUCUUUCCAUGCACUGAUAAUACCACACACAAAUGACAAACUCAUUUAUCUGUGUCUGUAACUCCAAAUGUUUAAUUAUUAAUAGUAUUUACUAGGACAACAAAGGUGCUUUAUCUUGUUUAUACUGUAUGUACCUUCAUUGUAUGAUAUUGUAGGUAGACUGUUGUUUGGUGUAAUGCUUCGUGUCAAAGUUUUAUUUUAAUAAUGUGCAAAAUGAAUGAGAUUGAAAAAGAAAAGGGAAACGCCAUGCCUCUUUGUAAGUUUGUAAAGUGGUUCACUAAGUGCCUCCUUUACCGUUGGUUAUUAAAGAUCUGUAUUGAUCUCUCA